AAUGUUAUCCAAAGAUCCAAAAAUGAGACCAACUGCAAAUGAGUGUUUAAACCAUGAUUUUUUUACUCAAACAGAGAAACCUUCAAAUACACAUAAAAAAUUGUUUUUUGCAUAGACAAGAUCAGCAACUUUGACUGUGGAUUUUUCAUCUCCUGAAGAAAAACCAGAUUAUAAAGGAUCAUUUAUAACAAAUGAUAUUGUGCCAUAAUUACCUUAAAUGCCAAAAAUGGUGAUGAAAUUCAAUACAACUGAAUUUGAAUAAUAUGAUUGA
Paramecium primaurelia is the source of this 271-nucleotide messenger RNA. Lineage: Eukaryota; Ciliophora; Oligohymenophorea; Peniculida; Parameciidae. The record is from the annotation of a GenBank genome assembly.